AUGGAUAAAACUUAUAUUAUAGCAUUUGCAAAAAACGUUCUCAGUGCAAUUCCAGGAAUUCUAAAUUAUAACGUUGAAGUCUCAAAACUGGAUCCAUACCAGUUAUGUGGACAAGAGUUUAUUCCACAUCUCGCAAGUAAUAUCAAAGAAUUUACCUUGGCCAGUUGUGAACAUAUCUAUCAUCAAAAGUGUCUCGAAUACCAUCUGCUAACUGUGAAAGCGAGAUGUCCGAAUAUGGGCAACACUGAUAUUGGUCUUACUCAAGCUUUACAAAAUAAAGACGCCUACUCUUCACCCAAUAAUAAUAAUAAUGUUAUUGAACCAACUCCUGAAAUAUGCUCCAAGUGUUCCGAAGCCAUCUCUCCAGAACCGGAUGAUCUAGAAAAAGAAGGAUAUUAUAUCUCACCUGGUGUCUCAGUUAACGAAACUCCCAAAAAGAAAAGGAAGAAACAGGAAGAUAAUACUCAUGAAAACAAGCCUAAAAAGAUCUCAAAACUGCAAGCCAUAAUUCGAGAGUUGUCAGUCCUACCAAUUUCCGAUGAACCAUCAAUCACUAUACCUUUUGAAGAAUCUGACAUGGAAGAUAUAUCUAAUAAAUUCUACCGCCUAUAUUAUAGUGUCGAUGACAUUGAAAAGAAGGGGGAUCGAACAAAUCGGAAAAUAAUUAAUUAUUAUUUUCAGUUUGGAAAAGCACUAUCAGAGCACCUCACUGUGUUGUUAAAGAGCAAGCCUCUGCAAACAGCAUAUACUGAUCUAAACAAUGAAGAUUCCCGAAGCAUAGUCAGAGGCCUGCUUAAUCACCCGAAUCACAUCAAUACUCGAGCAUCUAAAUUUACGAAAGAUGAUGUAGAAGCACUAAGAGUGAAAUUCCAACCAGCAUCCGAAGACCACGUUAUUCCUAAUGAGAAAGUAGAAGAAUUUCCAGAAAAGUACGAAUGCCCCCAAAUAAAUAGAGACAUGCUUAAUAAAGAAGAAUUCAAAGUUCGAGAAAUAAGGGAUUUUUCGGAUAGUCUCGUUCAAACAUUCUUUUAUAAACUGCAUAUCGCCACGAGAAAUCAAGCCGAAUCCAAAACUGAUGACAUGGUUGCUGAUUUACUUCGUAUUGCUCGACUGAAUAAUUAUCCCUUGUAUAUAGAACAACAUCCAUCAAAUAAACUACAUAUCUUAGGUGAGCCAUAUCUUUCGGCAACUCCCGAAUUUGUGGUUAAUAAAGAUACAAUAGCUAUGGUUAUUACAGAAGACAAAACCUUACGAAAUGUUGACCCUGCAAAUGAUUUUGGAGAAAUGCAAAUUGCUGGUGAAAUACUUGCCUGCGGAAGUGAAAAUACACGUAGGGUUGGUAAGAUCGCUGACCAGGUUUUAUAUUCUAUUCGUUUUAUCUCUACCUAUACUACAUUUUACAAGGCUGAGAUUCCUGCGGGAUAUUGGGAUGAGCUUGCUAAAGGUUUACCAAUAAAAAAUUCAAUUGAAAUCAAAAGAUGGCCAGGAGAAAAUGAAAAGAAAAGUGGUCUUGAUAUUGCAGACCCAAAUGGAAGGAAAGCGGUGUUGACUGCGUUAACCAAAAUUCGUCAAUUUCUUUUGAAUAAAUAA
Molecule: messenger RNA, 1590 nt
Organism: Diversispora eburnea
Lineage: Eukaryota; Fungi; Glomeromycota; Glomeromycetes; Diversisporales; Diversisporaceae
Source: the annotation of a GenBank genome assembly